AUGAGGGCGCGAUUCGAUAUACUGUCGUUUGCGGUGCUGGGGCUCCUGUCGUUCGCUCAGGCGGAUACCUACCACUACUACGAUGCGCCAGCCAAGCGAGGAAUCUUGGGGGAUAUUCUAGGGGCGCUCAACGGUGAGGGCAACGGAAACGCAAAGCAGAAUGGACAGAAGACCGUCACCGAGACUGUGCGACAAACGAUCACUGUCGGAGCACAGGCAGCGGGAGCGCUGAACCAGACCAAUGUUGGCGUGAAGACCGAAACAGUCACCGUCACGGCGUCUGCGGCAUCAGGAAACGGCACUGCCCGCCAGGGCGGGAAUGCGGGAGGAAAAGAGGCAGGGGCUCAACUCUCGUUCGUGACGACUACCGUUUUCGGAAACGGCGCAGCACCGACUGUCACGAUCUCAGCUCUCGCUUCGACUGUAACGCAGCAGGUCACCAUGACGAUGGUCCAGAUGAUCGCCUGUGGAACGACUCUCGGGUCGGCCGUGCCAGCCUCGCAAGCUUCCGCUGUUGCCUCCUCGGCCGCCGCCGUCGUAUCGUCGAAUGCCAAAACAUCGACGGCUGCUGCGGGCGUCUCUUCAGCCCCGGCGGCGAGCGCCGUUGUCUCUAGCGCUUCAUCUGCGGCCCAAGUCGGCUCAGUCUUCACGUCAGGGGCUGCUGAGUUGGCAUCGACUGCAAUACCGGCCUCUGGUCAGGGGGCGGCUCCGGCUGCCUCCGUUGCGACGACGACAUCAGCAGGUCUUGCGGCUGUCGGUCUACCCGACGGCAUGGUCAAAGGUAUCGGGUUCCUGAAUGAGGCCGGAGCAUGUAUCUGCCAGGUCACCUGCACGAACCCGUCCUUCGACCAAGCCGUCGGGAUGAUCCCAGCCGGCCUCGCUUCUCUUCCAGCCGCUCAACUUCCUGCUUCAACGUCUUCAGCUAUAGCUUCCGUUGCAACUACGGCAUCUGCAACGAGCGCAGCAGCCGCGGCCCCGGCGAAAACCCAAGCCACCGCACUGCCGGCCGCAGCGUCCUCACUCGCUCUCCCCGUCGGCGCCGGGGCCCAGGUUGCCGCACCCAUUGUCACGGCGUCGACCAUGGAUCCCGCCAACAUCCAGGGAGUCAACCAGGGGCCGACGAUCAACCUGAGUGGCGUCUCGCUGAACAGCGUCGUCAACCUCGGCGCCCUCGUUCAGCAGCCCACGGCCGCUUAG
Neoarthrinium moseri is the source of this 1197-nucleotide messenger RNA. RefSeq lists its product as uncharacterized. The record is from RefSeq and is a predicted model, not a curated record. The transcript is spliced from 4 exons. NCBI's taxonomy places the organism in Eukaryota, Fungi, Ascomycota, Sordariomycetes, Amphisphaeriales, Apiosporaceae. Bases 1 to 1197 code for a protein of 398 amino acids.